GGGAUCCCCCUUUAAGAGCAGUGAUGCUGGAGCCGAGCAGCAGCCACUGACAGAAAAACAAGCUCCUGUGGGGUCCGUACAUGUGAAUAGGAAACUGUUCGGAAAGCUGCCUGGCGAGCUUGCGGUGAGCGGAGGCGCUUGAGAAUUGCAGCCAGACUGGGGAAGACAGGUCAGUCAGUCACAUUUCGCAGGCAACGCCAACAGCAAGGAGACCAGAAAGCUCCUGCUACAGUCAUUCAUACGGAUCAGCUUUUCACAGACCAGGGCCCUACUGAGUCGAAACAGGGUAUCUCAGAGAAGGGGGAGACAGAAAAUGAGAAGAAAAUAGCUCAUAUAAGCUACCAAAAUCGGAAAUACGCGAACCUCGUGGCACAUUGCAUUUCAGCUACCUUUUUAUUCAUAGCGGGAAGGAGCGUUCACAUCUGUUGGGAUUUCUCAUCUGUGGAAAGGAGGGCGAGCGGGAGAAACGAGGAUGCAGCUUUAUAGCAAUUGGUUUUAUUCCGUUUGAGAACGACUACCGCAACUCAGCGCAUCUUCGGAGCAAGGAUCUAAUUGAUUUUCCCCUUGACUGGCACUAAGCCUUAAGAAUUCACUAUGACCAGACUACUUGUGAGCAGUUUUAUGUUAUCAGCAACAAUUUCUUUGAGAAUGAUGUCAAGCUUUGUAUCCUCUGAAAAUUAUGAAGAAAUUACAACUGAACCAUCAUCAACUGAGACUGCACAGAACCUAAUAAGGCAAACGAUAAUGGAUGCACAGUAUAAAUGUUUUGAAAAAAUGGCCACGGACCCUUCAUUUAACGAACCAGGUCUAUACUGUAACCGAACCUGGGAUGGUUGGCUAUGCUGGAAUGAUACACCAGCUGGAACAUUCAGCAUGCAGAACUGCCCGAAUCACUUUAAUGAUGAAACCGAAAAAGCUACAAAGUACUGUGAUGAAACCGGGAACUGGUUUAAGCAUCCGGAAACCAAUCAUACUUGGUCCAACUAUACACUGUGUAAUAAAUUCAUAGAUUACAAAAUAAAGAGGAAGAUGACAAGCUUUGCAUCCACUGAAAAUUAUGAAGAAAGUACAACUGAACCAUCAUUAAUUGAGACUGCACAAGACCUAAUAAGGCAAAAGAUAAUGGAUGCACAGUUUAAAUGUUACGAAAAAAUGGUCAGGGACCCUUUAUAUGCUAAACCAGGUCUAUACUGUAACCGAACCUGGGAUGGUUGGCUAUGCUGGGAUGAUACACCAGCUGGAACACUCAGCAUGCAGAACUGUCCAAAUCACUUUAAUGAUUUUGAUGAAACCGAGAAAGCAACAAAGUACUGCGAUGAAACUGGGAACUGGUUCAAACAUCCAGAAACCAAUCGAACUUGGUCCAACUAUACAUUUUGUAACAAGUUCACGGAUUAUAAAAUAAAGAUGGCGCGCAUUCUCUACUAUAUGGCUGUUGUGGGUCAUACACUGUCAAUUACAUCGCUAUUGAUUUCUCUGGCUAUUUUCUUCUAUUUCAAGAGCCUCAGCUGUCAAAGGAUAACACUCCAUAAGAAUUUAUUUGUCUCCUACGUAUUUAACUCAGUCUUUACACUUAUCCAACUUAUGGUGGUGGCCAAUGACAAGGAGGUAGUUUCCCAAAAUCCUGUGGGAUGCAAAGUGCUACACUUCUUUCUCCAGUACAUGUUGGGCUGCAAUUACUUUUGGAUGCUUUGUGAAGGGAUCUACUUGCACACACUCAUUGUAGUGGCUGUAUUUGCUGAGGAACAACAUCUGCACUGGUAUUAUCUUCUGGGUUGGGGAUUUCCUUUAAUACCAGCCAGCAUUCAUGCAGUGGCAAGAAUGAAAUACUUUAAUGACAAUUGCUGGAUAAGUGUUGAAACACAUCUGCUUUACAUAGUACAUGCUCCAAUUGUUGCAGCUCUGUUGGUGAACCUUUUCUUCUUGCUCAACAUAGUCCGUGUCCUUGUUACAAAGCUAAGAGAUACCCACCGUACUGAAAGCAAUAUGUACAUGAAGGCUGUUCGAGCAACUUUAAUACUUGUGCCACUGCUGGGAAUUCAGUUUGUCAUUAUCCCUUGGAGACCAGAAAACCGACUUGCUGGUGAAAUUUAUGACUAUAUUAUGCACAUAUUUGUGCAUUACCAGGGUUUGUUAGUGGCCACCAUAUUUUGCUACUUCAAUGGUGAGAUGCAGGCAGCUCUGAAGAGACAAUGGAUGCAAUAUAAAAUGCAAUUGGGUCAGCGACGUCGUGAGCACUGCUCCAUGCGUUCAACCUCGUAUACAGCGACAUCUAUCACGGAGGUUCCUGUUUACCUGUAUCAUCAGGACAGCAAUAGCGAACAUUUAAAUGGCAAAUACAUGGAAGAAUCUGAAAUUGCUGCCCUAAAGUCAAAAGAGAUGUACGCCUAACUUGCCUGAAAAUAAUAAUACAAGCCACAUUUUCCCCAUUUAAAUGUAGACUCCAGUAUCAACUGUCAGUCUCUAAAAUAGGCAACGUGACCCAGCAGGAUAAAAAAAAGUCAACACUUUCCUGGUAGCAGAAGCCUAGAAUGGAGCCAGAUGAGACAGAUGUUGCAAUAUUUCAUACAAUGCUACUUGCAGAAAUCUGACUGGAAAAUGGAGCUAUUAGUUGACACAAACGCUGUUUCCAUGGCUGCGAGUCAUUGAAAAAAGACAAGGCCCUGCUACAAAAGUGUGACUGAGAAGAAUUCAAAGAGCUUGCACCAAGAUUGCAGACUGCACAUAAACGCCAAGGCAGUGUGCAACAUAGCACGUUGUGUAGUAAAUCUGAGCCAAGCACUUUGCUGACUUCAACCAGUUGAUUUAUAACUUUGAAUUUUAUUAGCUGGCUUUUGUUACACUCCUCAUAAAAGUUAAGAAGCCUUGAAGAUUUAGUUGUUGUCCCCAAAGCCAAUUCCUGUGUUAAUACUAGUUUGAAAUUAGUGCAAGUUGUUGCAAUUUCACAGACUUACAGGUCUUUCUGGUUCACAUGAUGCACCUUAUUUCCUAGUAUUGUAACUUUUUACUGUGAAGACUGCAUGCACAAUGCUACAUUGGGCAGAAGGUCUCUAUGUGAUCAGUGGUCCCACUGCUGGGAAUGGCAGUGCUCCUAUGGGAAUAAGCAGUGAGAACCUGAGCCUUGUUUUACCUACAGCAGUAUAGUAAGAAGGUGCCAUCAGCAUGAUCCCCACUACUUUCAAACAGAACUAGCAGCUCACCAGCACCACAAUUAGAGAUGGGUGAGUCUGCAGGAAGAAGGAGUGAGUACCUCCAUGCUGAGGCACCCUCAAAAGCAAGUCUAUGAGUUUUUACUUAAUCAUACUAGGGCCAGACAGGUAGACCCACUAUUCAUGGAAGGAGGUGCACCAUCCAGCAUGGUUCCCUUACUCCGGGUAAGCCAUUAGGCAAUCUCACUAUAGACCAUGGGCAUCAUAAAAAAACUAGUUGACAAGUUUCCAGGAUUUAUCUAGCUAUCUUUUGCAUAGAAGCGCUACCUUCCAAUGCCAACAAGGAUGGGAAGAAACUCUGACUUGAUUAAUUAAUUUGUUCAAAAGCCCACACAUCUCCAGUUGGCAAAUGGCACAUUCUUGAGGUCCCACCUCCAAGGAUACACAGUGGUGGUGGGUAGACCUUCUGAUAUCUUCCACCACCAUUUUACAAGGUCACCCAUCUCUCAGCACACCUCAAGAGGGCUAGUAAAAUGCUGCCCCAACGCCCACACACUACUGUCAUGAGUACAGUCAUGUGAUGUGAAAUUAGAGCACGACUACACUAACAGGAAUAUUGUCAGAAUGUAUCACUCAAGACUCUUCCAUCAUGGCUUGUCUGUGCAUUAAAAAUUAAUAAUGGUGAACUCAGCCGUGACUCAGUUGGUAAUGCUCUCACCUCUGAGCCAGCAGAUUGUGGGUUUAACUCCCUCUCCAGUCCUUAAAGUCAAGUCUGGGGAUGGAGUGGGCUCAUGUACAUGGAGGUAGUGUCCCUAUCUCUUAACUAGGAGCCCUCGGCUCAAGUCCCACCUAUUCCAGAUGUGUGUAAUGACAUUUCUGAGCUGGUUGAAUUGGGAAAGCAUUCAAAAAUCAAAGCUGACACUUCACUGAUAAGAACACCAUCUUUUGGAAAAGGUGCAAAACCAAGAGCCAGCCAAUGUCAGAGUGAAACAUGAAAGAUGCCAUGUUGCUAUUUGGGUCUUGUAUCAGAGCCAUUAUUCAGAACUCAGCAAACUUCAUAAAACAGAUUGUUUGGUCAUUAUCAUGUUGUGUUUUGUAUUUACUGAGUAUAGGUAGGCUGCAUUUCCUACAACAGUGACUGUGCUUAAGAAGUAAUUAUUUGGCGAAAGACACCUCUAUAAGUAUAACUCUUUUAUUUAAUAAACAUAUAAUUUAGCUUAAUUAUCAAUGCAGUUUCUGAUUCUAGCCAAAUAUGAGCAUUAUUCAUGCUGUCUGAAUGCAGUGAUCUGAAGCAGCACAAUGGCAUUACAGGAUGCAGAGCCAGACAAAAAAAGCAUAGCUGAGGAAUUCCUUUAAUAUUGAUACUUUAACAAUAUGUUUGCAUGAGAAUCAGGGUUUUGAAGGUACUCUGUCUCUGCUGUGUGUAGAAUAUUUAAAGGUUAGCACAGUAUAAACAUAUAUACUAAUGCUCAUAGAUUGGGUUCUCUGAAAGCUAAUGGAUUCUCUUGCCGUGAUAUGUUCACAUUAACAAUUACAGCUUUCUUCAGGGCCUGUGUCAAGAUUAAAUUUAAUUAGGUUUCUUUUAGUAUCAAUAAUCAACAAAUCAUGAAAGCAAGACUAUGGUGGAAAAAGCCAUUACAUGUUAUGACACCAAUGAUCUUUUCAGUAAGGAGCUCUGAAUGAUUCUAAUUUUUAAAAAGCCAGUUUGGAAUGAAUGAAGUUCAUUUUCGCGUACAUACCAAGCUAUUUAAAAUAUUGCAUUUUAUAAAUUUUUUGAACAUUAUCUUUAAAUAAAACAUUAGAAAAUUAUGACAGGCUUCUCCAUGCCAAAGCAGUUGCAAAAUAAAAAGCAUGCAUUUAAAAUUCCUCUGGUGCCUGUGAAUUGUCACAUCAUUGGUUCAUCAAUGAAGAUUUGCCCUCCCAGUAUUCUUACUGAGAGUGUAAAAAUUUUCUUGCCGACUGCUUUUACAGUUUGUCUGGAAAUACUGAACAAGGAAAAUCAUGUAAACAUCAGAGAAAUUGUUUCUCCCAUCUUACAUAGGAGAUAGUUGAUGACUAAACAUCUUUUGCAUUAUCAAAAGGUAAAGUCACCAGAGUCUCACUGGACCAUAGGGCUGCUCUUUUAUUAAAGAGGCAUGACAGCAGUUUAAUAUGAGAGUCACCAUGCCCCAGGUGAGGGGAGAGGAAAGUCCUUCAUGGUAACCACAGCUGCUGGUGUAGAAAGUGUAACCCAUGCUAUUGGUGUCAUUCUACAUCAGAAAAUGGCCAUCCAGCCCAGCAUACUGGAUUAGGCAAAGCUAAAUGAAAGUAAUCAAUGCAACCUUAGUUUAUUCAGAAGUAGAAUGAACUCAAGUGAGCAAGUAAUCUCAUCUAGGUUCAGAACUUUGUCCAUGAUUUUUACUAAAAAUUUAUUGCAGUAUAUAUUUCAUGGGUUUCACAAAAAGGAUCAGCCUUCAAACCUAAAAAUAACUUUCAACUAUAAAAAAGUUGAGUAUUAUAACAAAUAUGAUGAAUUCUCAAAUUCCGGAACAACUUCAUGAGAGCCCUUUGUAUGAAAGGGCUUUUUAACAAUAUAAGCAUCUUAUUUUUUUUAGAAUGAUGAGACCCAAGCUAUGGUCUGGAAAACUUGAGCAUACAUAAGCAUUGAUAAUACCAGGAGAACAUAUAAUAGUCCAAUUAAAUGGGCACAAAUGUCCACACCUUGAUCAUACUUAUCUGGUUGACAGGAUGCAACAAUUUGUUUAUAAGAUGCUGCAAUUAAUUUUUGCCGCAAGAUGGGCAUUUGUGUUAUGUUGCUACCAUGAGACCCAAACAAUACUGCAGCCCAGAUCUCACUCUCAUCAAACCAGUACUCUAUUUCACUCACUUUGGAGAUCAAAUAAUUAUGACAUUUUAAUAACAGGCAAUAAUUGCUGUGAGCCAUGUUUUAAUCAACUCCAGGAGUCCCAUUAAAGUUAGGCUGCUGAAUAUUUGAUACCACAAGGCAGAUCAUAGAUGGGUCACACUCCAACCAAUUAAAUCACAAUUGCAACUGAAGUCUAGUGCACAUUAUAACACACCAUUUUGCAUAUUAAGGUAACCUUCCUGCUGAACCAGGUAGGCACUCUGGUCAACCAGUAAAAGUGGUAAUGACAAUAGCAAAAAAAAACAGCAUAAGAAGGCAAUUAAAUGUGAUAAUACUAUUACUGCUAUUAUACAAAGUGGUCACAGUUAAAAUCAAUCUCUUAAAUUCUAAUUAUGAGACAAUAAAAUAGCAUUUCCAUUGCUACAUGUAACAUUAAGUGAUGCGCAAACAAGGGAAGUUUUAUGUGUUAUAAGUAAAGGUAUGGAAUGCACUACCUGGAAGUGUGGUGGAGGUCAGUUAAAUUGAGGCAUUCAAGGGGCCAUUGGAUGGUUAUUUAGAUGGAAGUGGUGUGCAGGGAUAUGGAGCAAAGGCAGGAGAUUGGCACUAGCUGAUAGAACUGGUGCAGGUAUGAUGGACUGAAUGGUUUCCUUCUACACCAAAACAAUUCUGUGAUUAAAAACACCUUGCUGCCAAAGCAUGGGGCUGCUCUUCAAUCUGAUUAUUCUUGUGGAAGCUAAAUGGGGUGGUUCCAAUGAAGUGGUAGAUGUACAUACUUUUGUCUUGUUCCAGUCCAAUCAAAAAGGCUGGUGACAAAGACCUCCGCCCAAAGCCAGCAGGAUCUUUCUGAAAGGCGCAGACUAGGUACUCAUUAGAUAACUGGGGCACAAUUUUAAAUGAGAGCAUGGUGAGGAAUGCUGCUUGAUAGGGACAGACUAAUCCCCAUCCAAGGAACUUUCAAUUACAUAACAUUUCACCACCAAAUGGCUCCAAAAUAAUGGAUUCCAUGCUAGGCAGGCUGACUUGCUUCAAGAAGUAAUCAAUGUUAACAUUAAUUUACAAAACAACAGAAAAUCUUUCAUACCAACCAGCAUGUUCUUAUAUUCACCCUAGCCCAUGUCUUUUUGUACUUUAAAAACGAUUUAACAAUUUUAUAUGUAAGGAAUUAUGUACGCUCAUUGCUUAACACAAUACGUAGUGUUCUGUUACGAUGUGCAGUGUAGAUAAUUUUACAAUGAACAAGCUGUAAGGUAUCUACAGAAAGAAACUCUCUCUGUGCACUUGUCCUCUAGUCCAUGGAUUUGUUUCUAAUGUUUAAAUUUUAACUUGCAUCUCUAUGUCAGUGUUUACCUCUAACACAGUUCAUGCUUAUUAUUCAUAUUUGUGUGUCCCCAAACUGUUCCCAGGUUUGUGUUAAAAGCAUUACUAACUGAAAUAAAAUUUCUGGCUUUUGAAAUAGCUGUUAUUUAAAAUUUAUGUGAAUUAA
Messenger RNA from Stegostoma tigrinum, 7477 nucleotides. RefSeq names its product calcitonin receptor (gene calcr). Gene Ontology annotation, biological process: positive regulation of cytosolic calcium ion concentration; adenylate cyclase-activating G protein-coupled receptor signaling pathway; cell surface receptor signaling pathway. The coding region runs from base 595 to 2391 and encodes 598 amino acids. Gene Ontology annotation, cellular component: axon; plasma membrane. The record is from RefSeq and is a predicted model, not a curated record. The transcript is spliced from 16 exons. NCBI's taxonomy places the organism in Eukaryota, Metazoa, Chordata, Chondrichthyes, Orectolobiformes, Stegostomatidae. Gene Ontology annotation, molecular function: amylin receptor activity; calcitonin receptor activity.